AUGACCGGUCAGUGUCUCAGAUGGUCAUCCAAUAUCAUUACUAGUAGUGUACAAAAUGGACGGUUAGCCAAACCGGGAGAGUGGCCGUGGAUUGUAUCGAUUUUAUUACAAAAAUAUUUUUUGUAUUUUAUACCAACUAAAAGUAAAAGAUCUGAAUAUACGAUAACUGUUAGCACAGUUCAAGAUCAGAGACAUACAUACGAUGUGGACAAACGUAUAGUUCACCAUAAUUUCCAUAGAGAUGAUACUGAUAGACCAAAUGCCAGAUAUGAUAUUGCAUUAUUGAAAUUGGUUUUACCGAUACCGAUACCAACCAUCCCUAUCGCAUUAAGUGGUGGCCAAUUUCAGCAGCAAACUAACGGCAUUUGUUUGCCCGACAAAGAUAUUGUUAACACUGUUGAAGAGUUGGCAUUGACUGCCGGUUUUGGUGAUAUUGAUGAUGAAGUUGACAAUUAUGAUCAACAAUUGUUGAUGGGUUGGCUAAAAUUAGUUAAAACUGUUAAUACAAGUUACGAUAAGUGGGGUUAUUGGAUCAGAGCCUAUAGAUAUCCCCCUAAUACAGGUACUGCUUUAUGUAUGGGCGAUUCUGGCGGACCAUUGGUCCAGUAUGUGGACGGCGGUCGGGCCGUACUUAUUGGCCUAAACUCUCUUCAAUGUUUUUUAUAA
Molecule: messenger RNA, 666 nt
Organism: Oppia nitens
Lineage: Eukaryota; Metazoa; Arthropoda; Arachnida; Sarcoptiformes; Oppiidae
Product: chymotrypsinogen B-like
Exons: 4
Coding region: 1-666 (221 amino acids)
Biological process (GO): proteolysis
Molecular function (GO): serine-type endopeptidase activity
Source: RefSeq, a predicted model, not a curated record